This is a messenger RNA of Culicoides brevitarsis, 1469 nucleotides long. Its product is annotated as gustatory receptor for sugar taste 64a-like. Bases 3 to 1445 code for a protein of 480 amino acids. The record is from RefSeq and is a predicted model, not a curated record. Gene Ontology annotation, biological process: detection of chemical stimulus involved in sensory perception of taste; sensory perception of sweet taste. NCBI's taxonomy places the organism in Eukaryota, Metazoa, Arthropoda, Insecta, Diptera, Ceratopogonidae. The transcript has 5 exons. Gene Ontology annotation, cellular component: membrane. Gene Ontology annotation, molecular function: sweet taste receptor activity.
GAAUGAUUGCAUCCUCUGAGGAGAAAGAGAGAGGGAGAGCAAAUUUUGCUAAAAUCUUUUCAAAAAAAAAAAUAAUGAAAGAUAUUGCAAGUCCCCACAUAAAAAUGCAUAUUUUGACAAAAUUACCGAUCGUCUCGUAUCCGCGAAGGUUUUCGUUGCAGUUAGCAACCACUCAGGAGCCAGAGAAGAAAUAUUUGCACAGUCCACGGGACUCUUUUCAUCGCGCAAUUUACCCAACGUUGCUGGUGGCUCAAAUUUUUGGAGUUUUUCCCGUUUUGGGAAUAUCUGCCAGCAAUUGUUCGCAUCUUCGGUUCCAGUGGUUCUCGUUCCGAGCGAUUUAUAGUGCAUUUUUUAUCUGUUUUUGCAUUUUUAUGGCAUGUUCGGAGAUGUAUCGGAUCCAUCGGAGUGACGCUGUCGACCCAAAUUACACAAAUGCAAAAAGUUUGGCAGGUCUCGUUUUUUACAUGGUGAAUUCUUGCGCGACGAUAAUUUUUUUCUACAUCGCCACUCGAUGGAAAAAGCUCAUGAUGCACUGGGAAAAGAACGAAUCCGUGUUUCAACGAAGACCUUACUGUACCGGAGUCGGAAUGUCGUUGCGGAAAAAAAUCACAAUAGCAGGAUCAAUUGUUUUUCUCGCUGGAUUUGUGGAACACUGCUUGGCAAAAUCACAAUCUUUCUAUUCGUGGGACUACGAGUCGCGUUAUUGCAACAAUUCGUAUCACGGCACCUUGCAUUAUUACGCAAAUCGGGAUUUUUAUGCGGCUUUGGUGCUCGUUUUGCCGUUCUAUCAUCCGAUUUUGGGAAUUUUGUUCUAUCUGGGAUCCUUCAUGAUGACUUUUACGUGGACUUUUAUCGAUUUCUUCAUAAUUGUCAUCAGUUUGGGCAUUUCGGAGCGAUUUCGGCAGUUUAAUGAUUACUUGAAUGAAAUGUACAAAUCAGGUUCGCCGCAAAUUGGAACGCAGCAGUUUUGGAAAACGGCUCGUUUUCACUUUGGACUGAUCUGUGAGAUAUUGGAGAAUGUGGAUCGAACCAUUUCUGUUGUCGUGAUUAUCUCUUGUUUGAGUAAUUUGUAUCAUAUUUGCUUGCAAGUGUUGAAUGUGGCAACAAAAUUACCUUACACGAUAAAUUACGUCUACUAUUGGGCAUCGUUGACAUUUCUAAUUCUGAGAACAGCUGCAGUCUUUUUGUUUGCCGCCGAAGUGAAUGAACAAGCAGUGAAGCCUCUCGAAUUGCUGCGAAGACUUCCGAAUUCCAUGUGGAAUGUUGAUGUGGAACGACUAGCGGACCAAAUUAGAUGUGAAACAAUUGCUUUGAGUGGCAUGCGAUUCUAUUUUUUGACACGACGAUUGUUAUUUGGUAUGAUGGGAACGAUAAUCACCUACGAAAUCGUCCUGAUGCAAUUUGGACAACAAAAAGCGAAUGAAUAUAAAAUUAAUUGCUAUUAACUCUACUUUUUGUGUUGUUUUUUG